AUGUCAAUUGACAUCUCCAGUUGCCUUGAGCUAUCCACUAUCCUUCUCCUUAUCCUUUCCUCUAUCAUUUCUACCUGCUCCAUAUUCCUUUCUCCUCAUCCUUUCCCUCUAAAAGGAACCUGCUCCAUAUUCCUUUCUCCUCAUCCUUUCCCUCUAUCAUUCCUACCUGCUCCACUAUCCUUUCUCCUCAUCCUUUCCUCUAUCAUUCCUACCUGCUCCACUAUCCUUUCACCUUAUUCUUUCCUCUAUCAUUCCUACCUGCUCUACUAUCCUUUCUCCUCAUCCCCUUUCCUCUAUCAUUCCUACCUGCUCCACUAUCCUUUCACCUUAUUCUUUCCUCUAACAUUCCUACCUGCUCUACUAUCCUUUCUCCUCAUCCUUUCCUACCUGCUUCACUAUCCUUUCACCUUAUUCUUUCCUCUAACAUUCCUACCUGCUCUACUAUCCUUUCUCCUCAUCCUUUCCUCUAUCAUUUCUACCUGCUCCAUAUUCCUUUCUCCUCAUCCUUUCCUCUAUCAUUUCUACCUGCUCCAUAUUCCUUUCUCCUCAUCCUUUCCUCUAUCAUUCCUACCUGCUCCACUAUCCUUUCUCCUCAUCCUUUCCUCUAUCAUUCCUACCUGCUCCACUAUCCUUUCACCUUAUUCUUUCCUCUAUCAUUCCUACCUGCUCUACUAUCCUUUCUCCUCAUCCUUUCCUCUAUCAUUCCUACCUGCUCCACUAUCCUUUCACCUUAUUCUUUCCUCUAACAUUUCCUACCUGCUCUAA
This is a messenger RNA of Acanthosepion pharaonis, 765 nucleotides long. The record is from the annotation of a GenBank genome assembly. NCBI's taxonomy places the organism in Eukaryota, Metazoa, Mollusca, Cephalopoda, Sepiida, Sepiidae.